AAAAUUCAAAAAAGGCCCGGAAACGAUGUGAUGUGUGCCAUUUACGCCAUCUGCAAGAGGAAACCCAGCUCCAGAGUGAUUCUCCACUGUUCUUCUCUUUCUCUUCCUCUUCCUUUUUAAAAAAUCUCUUCUCUCCGAGGCACGAAGAGAACAAGAGAAUACAUUUUUUGAAGAGGAAAGAUCGAAUCAAUGGCUGAGGAAUUUGCUAAAUCCGUCGAGGAUGGGCUCCAGCUCUCCAAGCGUUUGUACUUCGGGAAGGACAGGGCCGUCGCUCCUCCUAGGCCGCCGAUUUCAAUGAAUAAAUCGGCAGAAAGCUUUCUCCCAACCGCACCCAUGGUUUACGCGGUCAUAUCGGAUCCAGCUAUUGUGGAUAACCCGGAUUUGGCCAGCUACCAGCCGCACGUGCACGGCCGGUGUGAUCCGCCCGCCCUCAUUCCGCUCCAGAUGAACCGGAUAGAACUCGAGGCCGAUUCUUAUUUGGACGCUGUUAUUGUUCACCUAAGCGGUUCCUGGCGGGUCCAUUGCGUUAUGGGCAGUAAGAGCUGUGAUUGCCGUAUUGCGAUUCCUAUGGGCGAGCAGGGUUCAAUUCUAGGUGUUGAGGUGGAAGUUCCUGGAAAGUCGUAUUCCACUGAACUGAUCGCAAUCGAUGGCAAAAAAGAUAUGGAAAAAGAAGGCCGGCCCGAAAAUGGAAGCUUUUUGAAGCCUCAUAUAUUUACACUGACAAUUCCAAAACUUGAUGGUGGCUCCAUUCUUUCCAUAAAAGUUAGUUGGAUACAGAAAUUAUUAUUCCACAAUGGAGAGUUCUCGUUGAUUGUGCCAUUUAGUUUUCCAGAGUACGUCACUCCUGCUGUAAAGAAACUACCAAAAAAAGAAAAGAUCCUAUUGAAUGUGAACUCUGGUACUGGAACUGAAAUUGUGUGCAAGACGACUAGUCAUGCUUUGAAGCAAUUAAAACGUGAAGCAGGGAAGCUGGGUUUCUCCUAUGAAUCAGAAGUUCUUUCUUGGACAUGCGUUGACUUUGCUGUCUCAUAUUCUGUCUCUUCAAGUCAUAUAUAUGGCAGUGUGAUUCUGCAAUCCCCAUCUGUGCAUGAUUUUGACCAAAGAGAGAUGUUCUGCUUCUAUCUUUUUCCCCAAGACCAAUUGAGUGGGAAGGUGUUCAGAAAAGAGAUAGUAUUUGUGGUUGAUAUAAGUGGAAGCAUGGAAGGAAAGCCACUUGAGGGUGCAAAGGCUGCACUGUUUGGAGCCCUAACCGAACUCGAUUCAAAAGAUUCAUUCAAUAUUGUAGCUUUUAAUGGGGAGACUUAUUUAUUUUCUUCAUCAAUGGAGUUGGCAACUGCAGAAACAGUUGAAAGGGCUGUUGAGUGGAUAAAUUUAAACUUUAUUGCAGGGGGCAGUACAAAUAUUUUGCUUCCCCUAAAUAAGGCCAUGGAGAUGGUAUCAAAUACUCAUGGUUCAUUUCCUGUGAUUUUCCUUAUCACUGAUGGGGCUGUUGAAGAUGAAAGACACAUUUGUGAUUUAAUGGAAAGUCAUCUAACUGGCAAGGAAUCAAUAUGUCCCCGUAUAUACACCUUUGGCAUAGGUACAUAUUGUAAUCAUUAUUUCCUGCGCAGGCUUGCGAUGCUUAGCAGGGGGCAAUAUGAUUCUGCAUAUGACGUAGAUUCAGUUCAAUCUCAAAUGCAAAAGUUAUUUGUCAAAGGUCUAUCUCCCCUUCUUGCAAACAUAACAAUCGAUACAUUUGAUGAUCUUGAUGAUGUUGAGGUUUACCCCUCCCGCAUCCCAGACCUUUCAUCCGAAAGCCUGUUGAUUAUCUCUGGAAGAUAUCGAGGAAGCUUUCCUGAAACUGUUGAAGCUAAAGGUGUUUUAGGAGAUCUGAGUAAUUUUGUUGUAGACUUGAAGAUACAAAAAGCAAACGACAUGCCACUUGAUAGGAUUUCUGCAAAGCAACAGAUCGAUCUACUCACAGCCCAGGCAUGGUUUUCAGAAAACAAACAGCUUGAGGAGAAGGUCGCCAAAAUGAGCAUAAAUACAGGUAUCGUUUCCGAAUAUACUCGUCUGGCAUUUCUUGAGAGUCAGAGAGGAAACCAAGCCAAUGAAUCACCUAGAGCGCACAUGCUACCACACAAGACUGAUUCUCCAAAGACUGAUUCUCAAGGCCGGAGAAGAAUAUUGCUACAAAACCUUAGUGUUGGCUUUGGCAAUGUGACUGCAACUGCAGAAAACAUUCCUCAUGGAGUUGAAACAAAGUUGUCUGAGGCAGCUGAACUCAUUAAGGCAGCUUCAAAUUGUUGCGGACGGAUGUUUAGUAAAUGCUGUUGUAUGUGCUGCAUCCAGUGUUGCUCCAAGAUGAACGACCAAUGUGCAAUAGCAUUAACACAGCUCUGCACCGCUCUUGCAUGUUUUGGCUGCUUGGAGUGCUGUUCACAACUUUGUUGUUGUUGUUGUGAAGGUGAAGGAAACUAGAAACUCGCCUCAAAUAUUUUUACUAACCAAAUCAUUCCUCUGCUCAUGCAUCUCAUACCCUUCCGCGAUAGUUUAUACCUAUGCCAUAUUAUCAUAUUAACAAUUGCGAGAUGGAAAGAGCGAGUUAAUAAUGGCUCAUGCAAUGAAAGUUGUAUAAGAAAGAUUGAUCUCCAAA
This is a messenger RNA of Manihot esculenta (cassava), 2635 nucleotides long. RefSeq names its product inter-alpha-trypsin inhibitor heavy chain H3. NCBI's taxonomy places the organism in Eukaryota, Viridiplantae, Streptophyta, Magnoliopsida, Malpighiales, Euphorbiaceae. The record is from RefSeq and is a predicted model, not a curated record. Bases 190 to 2460 code for a protein of 756 amino acids. The transcript has 13 exons.